This is a messenger RNA of Sander lucioperca (pikeperch), 1813 nucleotides long. Its product is annotated as trace amine-associated receptor 13c-like. Gene Ontology annotation, biological process: G protein-coupled receptor signaling pathway. NCBI's taxonomy places the organism in Eukaryota, Metazoa, Chordata, Actinopteri, Perciformes, Percidae. The record is from RefSeq and is a predicted model, not a curated record. Gene Ontology annotation, molecular function: trace-amine receptor activity. Gene Ontology annotation, cellular component: membrane. The transcript is spliced from 2 exons. Bases 369 to 1364 code for a protein of 331 amino acids.
GCUCUUAUAGUAUUUAAACCCUUCAUAAUUACUAGGGUCACUAGAGGGCGCUGCCACAAUAAACGUAAACAUUGGGCGAACAUGCUUCUCAUACAAACAAAUGUUACUUUUAUUCCUAUAUUACAUCAUAUCUACAUAUAAUUUUUGUUGCUUUGGUAUUUGUUUAAAACUUUUAAAAAAUUCCUCAGAGUUGAGGUUCAAUCAACAAGGUUCAACUCGCUAUGAAUGUAUUUCAUCACAGAAUCACUCAGUUGUUUUUUCGGUUAUGUGAAAAGAGGGAGGAGCUGGAUAAAUCGGCUUUAUGACAGAGAACUUUGGUCAGAAAGCUGCCAGAGCUCAGCAGCCUCUCGUCUCUGUUUCUCUCUCUGAUGAUGGAGACUCUGCAAGACACUGAACUCUGCUUUCCACAACUACUCAACACCUCCUGCAGGAAGCCAGUGCAACAUCGUGCUGAGACCAUAUUUCUUUACAUUCUGCUGUCUUGCAUCUCUUCGCUCACUGUGGUUCUCAACCUGCUGGUCAUCAUCUCCAUCUCCCACUUCAGGCAGCUCCAGAGCCCCACCAACCUCCUCAUUUUGUCGCUGGCGGUCUCAGACUUCCUCGUUGGCCUCCUGCUUAUGCCGGUUCGAAUUCUCCUUAUAGGGGGCUGCUGGGUUUUGGGCAGCUUGACAUGUGGACUUUUUUACUAUGCCUCUGCUAUCCUUACAUCUGCCUCAGUAGGAAACAUGGUGCUCAUAUCAGUUGACAGAUAUGUUGCCAUUUGUGACCCUUUGUGUUACCUCACCAAAGUCACUCAGAAUAGAGUUAAAAUCUGUGUUUGCCUGUGUUGGGCCUGUUCUGUGUUCUAUAAUGGGGUGAUACUGAUGGACUUUCUAAAACAUCCAGAUCGAUACAAUUCCUGCUAUGGAGAAUGUGUAGUUGUAAUUAACUUCGUAACAGGAGCUGUUGAUGUCAUGUUGACCUUUGUUAGCCCCAUUGCUAUUAUCAUAGUUCUGUAUAUGAGAGUAUUUGUGGUGGCUGUGUCUCAGGCUCGAGCCAUGAGGUCUCAUACUGCAGCUGUUACACUCCAAGGUUCGGUUACUGUAACCACAAAGAAGUCUGAGAGAAAAGCCGCCAGGACUCUUGGUGUUGUCGUGGUUGUGUUUCUAAUAUGUUUCUGUCCUUAUUUUUAUCCCUCUAUCGCAGGCCAGGACUUGUCAACCAGUGUGGAUAUUUCAAUUUUUGGGGUCUGGCUACUUUAUUGUAACUCCUGUCUAAAUCCAGUACUGUAUGCAUUUUUCUACCCAUGGUUUAGAAGAUCUAUUAAACUAAUUGUUACACUUCAGAUACUGCAGCCUGAUUCCUGUGAUGCCAACAUACUGUAGAGAUGUCUGUAGAGUGACUGAAAUGAUGCCGCUGCUAGUUCACAGGAAAAAUGAAGUGCCGUUCAUUAAGAUAUUCUUCAGCAUCUCGUCACCGAGUUGUUUUCCACCAGAUAUAUUUUUUCUUUAUAAAAGUGAAAAUACUGAUCACGUCUUUUGGUCACUAAAAUCAACCAUGUUAUGUUAACUGGAUAGGAACAGAAUCUCUUUUUUCUAAGAUACCCUGGACUUGAUGUGAACAUUAUCAUGACUCAUCUUUAUUUAUUCUGAAUAUGUGAAGUAAUCUACAUACAUAAAGACAAUGAAUUGUUUUCUCUUCAUGUUGUUGAAGUUGCCUGCCUCGUUCUUAAACAUGACUAAUACAUUUUACUUAUUAUUUGAGUGACUUAUUUGCUUUAAAACACUUAAAUCUCCAUGAUAUGGGUAAAGACAGACGAAAUACAGAGGAAAAA